UACUCGCACACAAAGAUACCAAGCACGCACACACACACACAGAGACCCAUUCGCAUUCAUCGUACGAUCGUCGCUCGCUCGUUCGCUUCGUACACUUCGGGAAACGUUUAAUCGCGCUGCACUCAGAACCUGACAGCCAUUCGCUUGCCGUAACUCGUAGCGUGCGGUUGCUUCUCCCACAUAAGCGGAAGAAACACCAAAUCAACUCUCUACAAGCAAAAAAUAUCAUAACGUAUUUUUUACGUAGUUUCUCGUUGUCGCGUUUGUGCGAAAGUGAAAAGAAGUGAUCUUGAAACGGAAACUAAACAAAAAUAAACUGCAUUACAAGCACUACAAAUAAAAGCAGAGCAACCAAAAAACUACAAGCAAAAAAAAACUGAGAAAAGUGCGCAGCAAAUUUGUACAUUUGCCGCCAGUGAAAGCAAAAUUAAAUAAGAACCAAGAACAAAAGAAUCAAACUGUGUCUUAAACUGCAUAAACAGUAUAUCGCCGAUAUCGAAAUGGUUACCGGCGUCACCUCAAACAUGAGUCCCAAUGUUCUGGGCACCGCUGUGGUGCCCACCCAGCUCAAGGAGACCCCCAUCAAAAGCGAUCGUCGGUCGAAUAAGCCUAUUAUGGAGAAACGUCGCCGUGCACGUAUUAACAAUUGUUUGAACGAGCUAAAGACGCUGAUUCUGGAUGCGACCAAAAAAGACCCGGCGCGCCAUUCCAAGCUGGAGAAGGCCGACAUUCUGGAGAAGACAGUGAAGCAUCUGCAGGAGCUGCAACGUCAACAGGCCGCCAUGCAGCAAGCAGCCGAUCCCAAGAUCAUUAACAAAUUCAAGGCGGGCUUUGCCGACUGUGCCAAUGAGGUGAGCCGCUUUCCCGGUCUCGAGCCAGCCCAGCGUCGCCGUCUGCUGCAGUAUCUGAGCAACUGCAUCAAUGGCGUCAAGACCGAACUGCAUCAUCAGCAGCGCCAACAGGCUGUCGCCCAGGCGCAAUCACUGCACGCCCAGGUGGUGCUGCCCUCGCCGCCCAGCUCCCCGGAACAGGAGCCGCCAGCAGCAACAAAUGGCUCCAGCAGCAACAUCACAUCAGCGACGACGACGGCGCCCUAUCUUUUUGGCCAGAUCCAGCAGAAUGCGAACGGUUACUUUCUGCCCAAUGGCAUGCAGGUGAUACCCACCAAGUUGCCCAACGGCAGCAUUGCGCUCGUGCUGCCCCAGAGCUUGCCCCAACAGCAGCAGCAACAGCUGCUCCAGCACCACCAGCAACAACAGCUUGCCGCAGCAGCAGCAGCAGCCGCUGCCGCCGCCGCAGCCGCCGCCCAUCAACAGUCACCGCUGCUUGUGUCCAUGCCACAGCGGACGGCCAGCACCGGAUCCGCCAGUUCGCAUUCAUCGGCGGGUUACGAGUCGGCGCCGAGCAGCAGCAACAGCUAUGCACCACCAAGUCCCGCUAACUCCUCGUACGAGCCCAUGGAUGUGAAGCCGUCGGUUAUUCAGCGUGUGCCCGCACAGCUGGAACAGCAGCCACUGUCGCUGGUCAUCAAGAAGCAGAUCAAGGAGGAGGAGCAGCCCUGGCGGCCCUGGUAAAGAGAGCCAGGUGCUCCACAUUGAAUCUCUCCACUCCACUCCACUCCAAACCCCACCAACCACUCCCACACCCCCACCCCCCGCUUUAAAGACUGAUGGGCGUCGCACACACACACACACACACACUCACACACACACACAACACUCACUCAAUCACACACACACACACACAUUUCAUCACAUUUCGCCAGGAUAACGCAAAUGUUGCUUUGAGAUGUUCCGAGCAUGCGAAACUCCUUUCUUUUUUUUUGUUUUGUACACAAUUCGCUGAGCAACUUUUCCCCAAUAUGGAAAACGCUUAGCGAGCUGUUGACACUCAUUAAGAAGAUCUUCACACACACACACACACACACACAACACAUACUAAAAUUGUUAUAAUUUAUUUAUUAUUAUUAUUAAAUGUGAAUUCAUUGCUCAGAAUGGUAUUCUGCAUAUCGCCAAACUACCUCAGUCCAAAAGUACUUGGUGUUGAAUUGCCUCAUGAA
Messenger RNA from Drosophila grimshawi, 2059 nucleotides. It is a transcript of the gene hry, whose product is annotated as protein hairy. The coding region runs from base 501 to 1574 and encodes 357 amino acids. Gene Ontology annotation, molecular function: protein dimerization activity; RNA polymerase II cis-regulatory region sequence-specific DNA binding; DNA-binding transcription factor activity, RNA polymerase II-specific. The transcript is spliced from 3 exons. NCBI's taxonomy places the organism in Eukaryota, Metazoa, Arthropoda, Insecta, Diptera, Drosophilidae. Gene Ontology annotation, biological process: anterior/posterior pattern specification; regulation of neurogenesis; regulation of transcription by RNA polymerase II. The record is from RefSeq and is a predicted model, not a curated record. Gene Ontology annotation, cellular component: nucleus.